AUGGUUUACGGAAAGAAUCAUUCUGAGUAUUUGCUCGGAAUUUGCACCGUGUCGUUUCUGCAUCAGUACGUUAUCAUCUCGGACCAUCCACUGGCGAACAAGCAUAAGCUGACACUUAAACCCAGUGAUCCCGGUCUUAUACGGCGGUUUAUCAAGGAGAUUAAAGAUGGACGCCCGGUUCAUGUGUGCAAGCAUCAGGCUCUAUCCCAUAAGAUGUUCGUUCAUCAUUUUAUAAAGACUUGUGAAGAAAUAGGUGAGCUCAACUUGCUGAUGUCUAUACCAACAGAUUGCCACAUGCCGUUGCUGUACUGGGCCAUUUGGAGUGAUCGUUGUAUUUUCUUUAAGGCGAUCUUAGAACAAUACAAGAAGCAAAAGAAAAAACUGGAGCCAAACGUCAUCUACCAGAUUGCAAAUGGCUGCUGUAUUUGUGGUAAUGUUGAAGUCAUGGAUCUCCUUCAUAAGUGUCUUGAAGUCAACAUAUUUAAAAUACCUUUGCUAGCUAUUCCAGUGCCGUUUAAAAAUACUCUCACCUCUAAGAAACUAGUUGCCAACGCAGAUAUAACAAGUGAUUACGUCGCACAUACUGGGAAGCUCAUUCAUGUUGCAUGUUUCCACGGUAACGACGAAAUGGUGGUGUUCCUCCUGACUAAAGCCAAUUCAGACAUAUCCUACGUUAAUACGCAGGACGAAUUUGGCAGGACGCCGUGUCACAUAGCUGCGAAGUGUGGCCACGUGAAAGUAUUUCAGACUUUAAUGAAAAACAGAUGCAGUCUGUCCACGCCCAGUAAAACUGGUAACCUGCCAAUCCACGAAGCCUGUUCUGGUGGGCACACCGAUAUCGUUAGGAUGAUUCUGAAAGUCCAUCCUCACCACUUGUUUAAGAAAGGAACAGAUGAGUGCACCCCUCUUCAUGUUGCAGUCCUCAGCUCUAAUGCCCUGUUGGUGGAAUGGCUGAUGGACCUGGAACAUGAGCAUGCAGUGGCAGAUCAGGAUCUGGGAUAUAUGGUGGCAGACCCAGAUUGCGCCAGCUCGCUGAUUCAUCUGGCCUGCACCAGACCGGGAAACUCUCAAGUGCUGAGGACAUUGUGUGAAAAGUUUGAGAACGACAGAGACCUAGAAGAUUACUUUCUGAAAGCUUCACAAAAAAUGAACACUCCUCUUCAUGUCGUCUGUGAUAGGUCGGCUGACGUGGAGAUGGUCGAGACGUUGAUCGAGUUUGGGGUCUGUGUGAACAAGGUGAACGUCAAACACCAGACGGCCCUACAUCUGGCCUGCAGAAAUACAAGGUGCAACGUUCCCUUGGUGAAGAUGUUGAUCAAGCACAUUUUGAAUGUGUUUGUUAAAGACAUUGAUGGGCAAACAGCCUUAGAUUACGCUUCCAGCAAUGAAGAUGUGAAAAAAAUACUUGCAAAACAUUAUGUUUCCUUGAUCGAUUACAAUUGA
This is a messenger RNA of Gigantopelta aegis, 1443 nucleotides long. Its product is annotated as ankyrin-1-like. The record is from RefSeq and is a predicted model, not a curated record. NCBI's taxonomy places the organism in Eukaryota, Metazoa, Mollusca, Gastropoda, Neomphalida, Peltospiridae. Gene Ontology annotation, molecular function: protein binding. The coding region runs from base 1 to 1443 and encodes 480 amino acids. The transcript has a single exon.